UGUACAUCCUGUGGACCUAAAUGGACUGUCAAUUUUCUCCCGGCGAUUGCAUUAAUCAAUAGAGGACAGCUCACUAUGGAUAGCCUACCUGAAUUAAUAAACAGUUCAUUUCAAAUUCAGACAUAUUUUGGACAGAGAUCCAAACCUCUGACACAGCUGGAUGAAAAUACGUAGAGGGCUAUAUGAGAGAUAUAGAGAAGCUAUCAAGCCAUAGUAGGCGCAAACCAGACCAGAGAGAUGACUAUUCAUAUAGAUCUUGAUGCAGAUAGGAGGGAGACGGUAUUGAGGCGUAUGUGUAAACUUUCGGUAGUGGUCUUAAUUGCCGGGCUUGCUUCGUUAUUAGUCGGUAUAAUUGCCGUCGUAUACUCGGGCAGUAAAUUUCCGUACAAUGCAGGAGGUGGUAUAAUUGCCGGUAUCGUGGCCUGUCUGCUCUCAAUUUGUCCUAUGUGUAUGUUACUCCAAUCUAGGCGAUAUAAGAAGUAUAGGAAAAGCUCAUAUGACUGCUGUAUUAUGUCUUUGUGCUUUUGGGGACUGUUUGCCAUGCUGGGUAUAAUAUUUGGACUUGCUGUAAAUGGAAUAGGAGCAUUGCUAGGAUGUCAUCAUCGUUCAAAGGAAACUGGAUGUUGGAAGAAUAAAGAGUCACAGUUUGCACUCGCUAUCUUGACGGUGAUUUUAACAAGCAUCUUAUUGAUUGUAAUAACAGCUAUAUUUGUUAUAUGUUGUUGCAACUGUCGGGUUUUGUCAGAUUUGUCAUCAACGGAUUUUGCUGUCGGCAACGAUCCUGUUGCUGAUAUCCGAGAACAACGUCGAGAACGACGCAUACACCAGCUAUCCAACAUUGAUCAAACUCCAGGGUUUACUGUAUUACCCAGUUUACAUUUUACUGAAAAUAACAGUCACGGUACAGCUCAACAUAGAGCCGAGCCUACCGCACCCCCAUUCGCUUUGGAUUCCACAGACACCAGAUAUAGAUCAGGCGAAUAUGCAGACGAGACAAUUAACUCGGACGUUCACAACUCGGUUGUUCGAGGUUCUGGGUACACACAUAGAUAUGAAGAUCCGCCGCCCUCAUACGAGGAAGUCAUGGAACGUGACCCCAUGGAAACGCCCCUUUAAUUGCAGGAAUGAAAUAGUGACAAUAAAAACAGUCAUUCAUUUUAGUCCCCUAAACAGGAAUUUCUGUACCUUCGUAUGUAAUGAACCGAAAACGAUACACAUGCUGGUGCGAAUAUGACAAACUUGCUGAAACAAAGCUAGCCCGGAUUGAUAUAAAAAAACACUUCUGUUUGCAUUGUCGUCAGAAAGGCAUAUCCGAGGUUUCAGCGGUUAGUUUCGAACUAGAUAUGGUCCAAUUAUUAAGUAAGAGGAAAUGCAUUUCUGAACUUUGAAAAGUACGUGAAAGUGGAAAAACUAAGUUUCGGUUGUUUUAAGUAAAAAUGUAACAUCGACCUUGAAAUUAUUGCAUAAAGUGACUUGCAGAUGCGAAUACAUGCCUUCAAGCAGCGGGAUGGGCGAGAACAUGCUAGUUUCUCAGGGUCUUUAGGAGAACUGCGAAGUUGGAUGCUCAGGACAAUCUAAGCAAUAACGACGAAGCGAACUACUUUCAAAUUUUAAAAUCAUUUCCAAUAAUACUUCAUAGACCUGAUCACCACGAAGCGUAGAUACGCAUGACAAACAUUUAUUCGGUAAUUGACAAAGAUGAGAUGCUCCGAGACGUCUUUUUCCCUCAAGUUUGUUGUGCGAACUACUUCCACAUUUUAAAGGGACUCUAAAUAAAACUUCUUACAUUAUAUUUGGAGUUAAACAUGACAUAUUUUCUGGUGUGGACAAAAAUGGGCGCACCUAAACUUGCUCCCCACCAUAACACUCCGCCCUCAGAACAAUUUCAGUUUCCUCUUGCACGACACACGAUAUUCAUGAAAUGAAGACAUGUGUGACACCGAUACACCUAUUCCCCCUCAAGUUUGUGGUUUCACUUUUGUAUUUAUGGAAAAAUGGGAGAGGGGAGGGGUAAGGUAUCUUGCCAAAAAAAAGUGCCUCCUUUCCUCUUACAAAGCGGUGUUCGAAGAUGUUUAUUACAUUCAGCUUCUAUUUAAGCAGUUUAAAUUGUAUCAACAGUUGCAGUAUUUCGGUCUUUUACAAUUUACACGAUUAAAUAUAUAUGUUUUGUUUUUUGUA
Mercenaria mercenaria is the source of this 2178-nucleotide messenger RNA. RefSeq lists its product as uncharacterized. Bases 238 to 1116 code for a protein of 292 amino acids. NCBI's taxonomy places the organism in Eukaryota, Metazoa, Mollusca, Bivalvia, Venerida, Veneridae. The record is from RefSeq and is a predicted model, not a curated record. The transcript has 6 exons.